Molecule: messenger RNA, 558 nt
Organism: Medicago truncatula (barrel medic)
Lineage: Eukaryota; Viridiplantae; Streptophyta; Magnoliopsida; Fabales; Fabaceae
Exons: 1
Coding region: 1-558 (185 amino acids)
Molecular function (GO): nucleic acid binding
Source: RefSeq, a predicted model, not a curated record
AUGCUUGAUAGUGCUAGCAUAGAUCGUGAUCCAAUUUUCAAGGGGAUGUAUAACACCGUUCACAUUGACGAGAAGUGGUUUUAUUUGAAAGAAAAGUCGAAGAAGUUUUACUUGGUCCAUGAUGAAGAAGAUCCAAUUUUCAGUUGUCAAAGCAAAAAUUACAUACCAAAAAUCAUGUUUUUAGUGGCCAUUGCUAGACCAAGAUUUGAUGCACAAGGAAAAGAAAUAUUCUCCGGGAAAAUUGGUGCAUUUCCCUUAAUAACAAGAGAGCCAGCUAGAAGGUCUAGUGUAAAUAGACCUGUUGGUACACUUGAGACAAAACCAAUACAAUCGAUUACUAGAAAUGUCAUCAAGAAAUGUGUGCUUGAGCAAGUUGUACCUUCCAUGAUGGAACUAUGGCCAAUUGAAGAAAGGGGUCAACCAAUAUUUAUUCAACAAGACAAUGCAAAAACACACAUUGAUUCUGAAGAUCAAGAUUUUCGUUGUGUAGCCUCACAAAAUGGAUUUGAUAUUCGUUUGGUGCGUCAACCACCAAACUCUCCUGAUUUAAAUGUUUAA